Styela clava is the source of this 970-nucleotide messenger RNA. Lineage: Eukaryota; Metazoa; Chordata; Ascidiacea; Stolidobranchia; Styelidae. The record is from RefSeq and is a predicted model, not a curated record.
UUUGGUAAUUAUUUGCCGUUUUUGUAGUUACAGUUAUUUGCAGAAUAAUUUAUAGUUAUUCCAGCCGACGUUAUUUAACCUACCUAGCUCAUGCUUGGAAAUUGAACUCCAGAUGCAUACCGGCCAUGUAAACUAUUCUGGCUUUCCGCCAAAAGAAAUUCUUUUACAACGAGCGCGAACACUCUCCACAAUUGGUCUAGUGCUCAGCGCCAUAGGACUGGCAAUUUUGGUUGCUGGCGCUAUCUCUGCUGUGUUUAUCAUUGGACCUGGUAUUAUGGUGAUUAUUGCAGGCGGAUUAUUAAUAUUUGCAGGGCAUAGAAAAACUCUUGAGGCAAAUAGGACGGAAGGACAAAUGUUAACGACCCCUAACCUCCAGUGCCCAACUGACGUAAACACCCCGUACAUAAACCACCCGCCAAUUCUAAUACGUCAACAAUCUAGCUCUGCGGAAUUAUAUAACAAUCAACAAGGCUCAUUUGUAACAUCCACGUACUGGGUUCCAGGCCCAGCAACAUCUCAUCCAACUUUGACGCCUACGCUGGGUGAGCCACCACCACUCAGCAAUGUACCAACGGAACCACCACCUUCGUAUGAUGAUGCUUCAAAAAUGAAAUGAAUCUCCGUCUUCUUUUUUCGCUCAUUAAUGUCACUUGUUUUGCGCAAUAACCCUGCUGUACUCUGAAUGUGGUGGCAGAUGUGAGUAGUUGCAAUAAAUUGGAAGACAGUGGAAAUUUCUUGGGCCUUUCAUGUACCUCAUUUGUUUGUUUGCAAAAUUUGGGUUAUUUGCUUCAGAGAAACUUUCGCCGACUUGUGAAAAUUGAUGUUCUGAUUCUGUGCUGCGGUGCAGCUAAAUUGCUAAACGUUUGAAAUUGAUAUAAUAUGCUGAGUGCUAAAUAUUUAGUAAUACAUUGAAUUUAUAUUGCAAUGUAGCAGAAGAAAAAAGAAUGAAUAAAUGUAGGAAAAUACCGAG